Molecule: messenger RNA, 1387 nt
Organism: Spea bombifrons (plains spadefoot toad)
Lineage: Eukaryota; Metazoa; Chordata; Amphibia; Anura; Pelobatidae
Gene: GJD3
Product: gap junction protein delta 3
Exons: 3
Coding region: 178-1095 (305 amino acids)
Biological process (GO): cell communication
Cellular component (GO): connexin complex
Source: RefSeq, a predicted model, not a curated record
AACCGAGCGCCGAGAAGCCAAGAGCGAUAAAUGCAGGAAUUCUGACCCAGACACAACAGAAGCCGAGAGAAAUUCGGAUUUAUAAUUCCUGUACAGUCUCCGUGCCGGCGUUCGGGGAGACGGAGCUGUCCCUGAUGUCUCUGCAGGACAGUUGAGAGAGCGCACUACCGAGGAGAGAUGGGGGAGUGGGGAUUCCUGAGUUCGCUCCUGGACGCCGUCCAGGAGCACUCUCCGAUGGUGGGCCGCUUCUGGCUGGUGGUGAUGCUCAUCUUCCGUAUACUUAUCUUGGCUACGGUUGGCAGUGACAUGUUUGAAGAUGAACAGGAGGAGUUUGUGUGUAACACUCUGCAGCCAGGUUGUCGCCAAGUGUGUUAUGACCGAGCGUUUCCCAUCUCCCAUUACCGCUUUUGGGUUUUUCAUAUUGUGCUGUUGUCGGCCCCGGCGGUGCUCUUUGUCAUCUACUCCAUGCACCAGAGCGCCAAGAUGUCAAGGGACGUGGAGGAGGAGGACGCGGCCCGCAGCGGGCAACAAGACACUUCCAGGCCUAAAACGAGGACAGAGCACCGGGGGCGCCACUUGCGCACUUUUUAUAUCGUCAACGUGGUGAUGAGGAUUUUGGCCGAGGUGGGCUUCCUUGUAGGACAGUGGUUUCUCUACGGUUUCAAGGUCGAGCCGCAGUACCUUUGCCAGCGGCUGCCUUGUAAACACACCGUGGACUGCUUUGUGUCCAGGCCUACAGAAAAGACUAUCUUCUUGCAGUUCUACUUUGUGGUGGGGGUAAUUUCUGCACUUCUCAGCUUGGCCGAACUUCUGCACAUCUUGUUUAAGGGAAAGUGCAGGUCUGGGGGGAUAGAGGGUCCCAGCUCUCCCCCGGCUUAUGAGAGGGACAACUGGUCAAACAGGGAGCACGAGAGGACAAGCCACUUCCUGCUCCAAGGCAAGACCAACGAUGACAGGAAGGCCAAUGGCCCUGGCGGACACAGACUCUCCAUAUCAUAUCCUCAGGACACUACGUACAAACUGAAAGUGGCCCCUAGCUCUGCCCACAGCAGCAAAUCUUCGCGCAUGAUGGUGAAAGCAGACUUAACCGUAUAGGAAGACACAAAGCAGAUAAAGUGGAAAUGUAUCGUUCUCCCUGCACGUUGACCCGGUGGUCAGAGAGAGAUACGGGAAAGCUGGCACUAUAAUGGUCUGACCAGAAGUGGCCUCCAGGAACUGGAAGUUUCCCUUGUAAAGGGGUAUUUAUUUACGAGCCUGGGGCAAAAAUCUAUACGGAGUCGUAUAAAACCCGUCGGUGUAACCAGUGCCCCAGUAACCGAAUCUUCCGCCAUUUUAUUUAGCAACCAGUAUCCAUGAUUUUCUACAAAAUGCCAUUUACUUCUAAAAG